Messenger RNA from Manis pentadactyla (Chinese pangolin), 2043 nucleotides. RefSeq names its product fibroblast growth factor 2 (gene FGF2). Gene Ontology annotation, biological process: positive regulation of cell population proliferation; positive regulation of protein phosphorylation; DNA integration. The record is from RefSeq and is a predicted model, not a curated record. Bases 1 to 2028 code for a protein of 675 amino acids. Gene Ontology annotation, molecular function: growth factor activity; nucleic acid binding; fibroblast growth factor receptor binding. Gene Ontology annotation, cellular component: cytoplasm. The transcript has 8 exons. Lineage: Eukaryota; Metazoa; Chordata; Mammalia; Pholidota; Manidae.
AUGCAUUUUAUAACUCAGUCAGCUCCCGACAUCAGGCACAAGCUUAAAAAAGCUGAGGAUGGUCCCCAGGCCCCUCUAGGAGACCUGGUAGAUAUGGCAUUUAAAGUUUUUCAUGCCCAAGAGGAUGAGAGCAAGAGGAGGUCAGCUGCCCGAAUGGCAGAACAGACUCACGCCAUAACAGCUGCUCUGCGGCCAGCUCGUGGAGAUUGUCAGGUGUCCCUGAAGAUCGACUCGAACCUCUGGGCCCUUGCUUUUGGUGAGGUGAAGAAGGGCACUGGGCACGGAAGUGCCCCAACCAACCACGCAGACCGACGAGACCAUGCCGCAGCUGUGGGGCUUUUAGUACCGACUAACUCUCCAUGCAAUACUCCCAUCUUGCCGGUGAAAAAGCCUUCUGGAGAGUAUCGCCUCGUUCAGGACGUCCGAAUAAUUUAUGAGGCUGUUAUUCCCUUACACCCAGAAAGGGGCUUCCUUACCACCAAGGGAACCCCAAUCAUCAAUGGCAGGUCUAUCAGCCACCUGCUACAGGUCCUACAGGACCCCAAAGAGGUGGCCAUCAUGCAUUGUAAGGGACAUCAGACUGGAAAUGAUCCAGUAACCAGAGGGUGGAUUGAAGCCUUCCCCACUAGCCAGGAAACAGCUUUGGUAGUUGCACAGAAAUUGGUAGCGCAUAUCAUUCCCCACUUUGGCCUGCCUGCCUUGCUACAGUUGGACAAUGGGCCUGCUUUUGUCUCUCGGGUCACUCAGCUAACAGCCGAGACUCUCAACAUCACCUGGAACCUCCAUAUACCCUAUCACCCCCAAUUGUCGGUUCUCCCUGAGGCAAUGGAUAUGUCUGACCAAAUAAUAGACCCUUUGAAGCCAGGAGGUUUUCAGAAGAAUGGGCACAACCCUGCCACAGCCUUGAGGGAACGAAAGACUAAGCGUGGUUUGGGCGGCGAGGGGUUGGGCUGGGCGCCUUCUGGGGAACGGGCUGGGGUCGAGCCCCUAGGGCUGCGGAGGCCCGGGACGCAGCCGCCCCGCAGCCCCCGCCCCGAGCUGUGGUCGCGCGCUUGCGUGCUACGGUCGAAGCGCCCGACCCAGAGGCCGGCCCCAGAAAACCCCGAGCGAGGAGGGGGCGGCGCGCAGGAAGGGAGGAGAGCCGGGGGCGUGGGUGGGUGGGUGUUGGGGGCUGGAGAUGUAGAUGCGACGCCGCGGUCGGCCGGUGGCAGACCGGUGGACGCGGUCCCGCGGUGGCACCCGGACCGUGGGCACCGCAGCCUGGGGACGAGGCCCUCUCGGGAGUCGCAGCCGCGGAGGCAGCCAGCCCUGAACCCCAGCUCCCCGGCCUCCCGGCUCCCUACCCUGCAGAGCCGGCGCGGAGGGCAGCGGCCGAGCGGCGCGAGCGGCGCGAGACUGGGGGCCAGCGGGCGCGGCCGCGCGCCGCGGGGCGGGAGGCUGGGGGGCCGGGGCCGGGGCCGCUCCCCGGAGCGGCUCGGAGGCCGGGGCCGGGGCCGGGGCUCGGCGGCUCCGCGCGCCGCUGCAGGGGCUCGGGGACCCCGGCAGGGCCCCGGCGGGGCCAUGGCAGCCGGGAGCAUCACCACGCUGCCCGCGCUGCCGGAGGACGGCGGCAGCGGCGCCUUCCCGCCCGGCCACUUCAAGGACCCGAAGCGUCUGUACUGCAAAAACGGGGGCUUCUUCCUGCGCAUCCACCCUGACGGCCGCGUGGACGGGGUCCGGGAGAAGAGCGACCCUCACAUCAAACUACAACUUCAAGCAGAAGAGAGAGGAGUUGUGUCUAUCAAAGGAGUGUGUGCGAACCGGUAUCUUGCUAUGAAGGAAGAUGGAAGACUACUGGCCUCGAAAUGUGUUACGGAUGAGUGUUUCUUUUUUGAACGAUUGGAAUCUAAUAACUACAACACUUACCGGUCAAGGAAAUAUUCCAGUUGGUAUGUGGCACUGAAACGAACUGGGCAAUAUAAACUUGGACCCAAAACAGGACCUGGGCAGAAAGCUAUACUUUUUCUUCCAAUGUCUGCUAAGAGCUGAUCUUAAUGGAAGCAU